This is a messenger RNA of Rangifer tarandus platyrhynchus (Svalbard reindeer), 3537 nucleotides long. The record is from the annotation of a GenBank genome assembly. Lineage: Eukaryota; Metazoa; Chordata; Mammalia; Artiodactyla; Cervidae.
AUGCUGAAGUUUCAGACUGUCCGGGGGAGCCUGAGGCUCCUGGCUAUCCGCCGGACCUCCACCGCCACCGCUGCCUCUCCGAACGUCCGGCGCCUGGAGUACAAGCCCAUCAAGAAGGUCAUGGUGGCCAACAGAGGCGAGAUCGCCAUCCGCGUGUUCCGGGCCUGCACGGAGCUGGGCAUCCGCACAGUGGCCGUCUAUUCGGAGCAGGACACGGGCCAGAUGCAUCGACAGAAAGCUGAUGAAGCCUACCUCAUCGGCCGGGGGCUCGCCCCGGUGCAGGCCUAUCUGCACAUUCCAGACAUCAUUAAAGUCGCCAAGGAAAACAAUGUGGACGCCGUGCACCCAGGCUAUGGGUUCCUGUCAGAGCGGGCCGACUUUGCCCAGGCCUGCCAGGAUGCUGGGGUCAGAUUCAUUGGGCCGAGCCCAGAGGUGGUCCGCAAGAUGGGAGACAAGGUGGAGGCCCGGGCCAUCGCCAUCGCCGCAGGAGUCCCCGUGGUGCCCGGCACGGAUGCCCCCAUCACUUCCCUGCACGAGGCCCAUGAGUUCUCCAACACCUACGGCUUCCCCAUCAUCUUCAAGGCCGCCUACGGGGGCGGGGGGCGCGGCAUGAGGGUCGUGCACAGCUACGAGGAGCUGGAGGAGAACUACACCCGGGCCUACUCAGAGGCUCUGGCUGCCUUCGGGAACGGGGCGCUAUUCGUGGAGAAGUUCAUCGAGAAGCCACGCCACAUCGAGGUGCAGAUCCUGGGGGACCAGUACGGGAACAUCCUUCACCUGUACGAGCGGGACUGCUCCAUCCAGCGGCGGCACCAGAAAGUCGUGGAGAUCGCCCCGGCUGCCCACUUGGACCCCCAGCUGCGCACCCGGCUCACCAGCGACUCCGUCAAGCUUGCAAAGCAGGUGGGCUACGAGAAUGCGGGCACCGUGGAGUUCCUGGUGGACAGGCACGGCAGGCACUACUUCAUCGAGGUCAACUCACGCCUGCAGGUGGAGCACACGGUCACCGAGGAGAUUACUGAUGUGGACCUGGUCCACGCCCAGAUCCAUGUGGCCGAGGGCCGGAGUCUGCCUGAUCUGGGCCUCCGGCAGGAGAACAUCCGCAUCAACGGCUGCGCCAUCCAGUGCCGGGUCACCACCGAGGACCCCGCGCGCAGCUUCCAGCCCGACACCGGCCGCAUCGAGGUGUUCCGGAGCGGGGAGGGCAUGGGCAUCCGCCUGGACAACGCCUCUGCCUUCCAAGGCGCCAUCAUCUCCCCCCACUACGACUCCCUGCUGGUCAAGGUCAUCGCCCACGGCAAGGACCACCCCACGGCCGCCACCAAGAUGAGCAGAGCCCUGGCCGAGUUCCGAGUCCGAGGCGUGAAGACCAACAUCCCCUUCCUGCAGAACGUGCUCAACAACCAGCAGUUCCUGGCAGGCACCGUGGACACGCAGUUCAUCGACGAGAACCCGGAGCUGUUCCAGCUGCGGCCUGCACAGAACCGGGCCCAGAAGCUGCUGCACUACCUCGGACACGUCAUGGUGAAUGGCCCGACCACCCCGAUCCCCGUAAAGGCCAGCCCCAGCCCCACGGACCCCAUCGUCCCUGUGGUGCCCAUAGGCCCACCCCCAGCGGGUUUCAGAGACAUCCUGCUGCGGGAGGGCCCCGAGGGCUUUGCGCGAGCGGUGCGGAACCACGAGGGGCUGCUGCUGAUGGACACGACCUUCAGGGACGCCCACCAGUCACUGCUGGCCACGCGCGUGCGCACCCACGACCUCAAAAAGAUCUCCCCCUACGUCGCCCACAGCUUCAACAGACUCUUCAGCAUAGAGAACUGGGGAGGAGCCACCUUCGACGUCGCCAUGCGCUUCCUGUACGAGUGCCCCUGGCGGCGGCUGCAGGAGCUCCGGGAGCUUGUCCCCAACAUCCCGUUCCAGAUGCUGCUGAGGGGCGCCAACGCCGUGGGCUACACCAACUACCCCGACAACGUGGUCUUCAAGUUCUGUGAGGUGGCCAAGGAGAACGGCAUGGACAUCUUCCGGGUCUUUGACUCCCUCAACUACCUGCCCAACCUGCUGCUGGGCAUGGAGGCAGCAGGCAGUGCCGGUGGCGUGGUGGAGGCCGCCAUCUCCUACACGGGCGACGUGUCCGACCCCAGCCGCACCAAGUACUCGCUGCAGUACUACAUGGGCUUGGCCGAGGAGCUGGUGCGAGCCGGCACCCACAUCCUGUGCAUCAAGGACAUGGCCGGGCUGCUGAAGCCCAUGGCCUGCACCAUGCUGGUCAGCUCCCUCCGGGACCGCUUCCCUGACCUCCCGCUGCACAUCCACACCCACGACACGUCAGGGGCGGGCGUGGCAGCCAUGCUGGCCUGUGCCCACGCCGGGGCUGACGUGGUGGACGUGGCGGCUGACUCCAUGUCUGGGAUGACGUCACAGCCCAGCAUGGGGGCCCUGGUGGCCUGUACCCGAGGGACGCCCCUGGACACAGGCGUGCCCCUGGAGCGUGUGUUCGACUACAGUGAGUACUGGGAGGGGGCCCGAGGGCUGUAUGCGGCCUUUGACUGCACGGCCACCAUGAAGUCUGGCAACUCCGACGUGUACGAGAACGAGAUCCCAGGGGGCCAGUACACCAACCUGCACUUCCAGGCACACAGCAUGGGGCUCGGCUCCAAGUUCAAGGAGGUCAAGAAGGCCUACGUGGAGGCCAACCAGAUGCUGGGCGACCUCAUCAAGGUGACGCCCUCCUCCAAGAUUGUGGGGGACCUGGCCCAGUUCAUGGUGCAGAACGGGCUGACCCGAGCCGAGGCCGAAGCGCAGGCAGAGGAGCUGUCCUUCCCCCGCUCGGUGGUGGAGUUCCUGCAGGGCUACAUCGGCAUCCCCCAUGGGGGCUUCCCGGAGCCCCUCCGCUCCAAGGUGCUGAAAGACCUGCCGAGGGUGGAGGGCCGGCCGGGCGCCUCCCUCCCACCCCUGGACCUCCAGGCGCUGGAGAAGGAGCUGACGGAACGGCACGGGGAGGAGGUGACCCCGGAGGACGUGCUUUCAGCCGCCAUGUACCCUGACGUCUUUGCCCACUUCAAGGACUUCACUGCCACCUUCGGCCCCCUGGACAGCCUCAAUACGCGCCUCUUCCUGCAGGGACCCAAGAUCGCAGAGGAGUUUGAGGUGGAGCUGGAGCGAGGCAAGACGCUGCACAUUAAAGCCUUGGCCAUAAGUGACCUCAACCGGGCGGGCCAGAGGCAGGUCUUCUUCGAGCUCAAUGGGCAGCUGCGGUCCAUCCUGGUCAAGGACACCCAGGCCAUGAAGGAGAUGCACUUCCACCCCAAGGCCCUGAAGGACGUCAAGGGCCAGAUUGGGGCACCCAUGCCCGGGAAGGUGAUAGACAUCAAGGUGGCGGCAGGGGCCAAGGUGACCAAGGGCCAACCCCUGUGUGUGCUCAGCGCCAUGAAGAUGGAGACUGUAGUGACCUCGCCCAUGGAGGGCACUGUCCGCAAGGUCCACGUGACUACGGACAUGACGCUGGAGGGUGACGACCUCAUCCUGGAGAUCGAGUGA